AUGGCAAACAAACUAGCAAUCUCCAGCAUCUCCAUAAGCCAAUACCCCGGUCACUUGCUAGACCAGAAGAUCAGCGCUGCCGCCAACGGUGGUUACGCCGGCAUCGAAAUCGUCUACAAUGACCUCGAAACCUACGGCAAAGCACAUAACAUCCCAAUCCACAUCGCAGCCCAAAGAAUCCAUCAUCUUUGUCAAUCCCUGAAUUUUCAAGUCCUAUCCCUAGCCCCCUUCGAAAACUAUGAAGGCGCCUCAACCCCCCUAGACCAGCGACUCGCUCUCGCAAAGCACUGGAUGGACAUUGCCCGCUUACUGGAAGCACCAUACCUUCAAGUGCCCUCAAUCUUCGCAAACGACUGCAGCCGCGACGAAAACAUCAUUAUAUCCGACCUGCAACGGCUAGCCGAUCUGGGCGCCCAAAAGCCUACAGUCGCAAUCGCCUACGAAGCUCUGUCAUGGGGUAUCAAUUGCUCGACGUGGGAGUCUGCACUGGAUCUCGUGAAUCGAGUCAAUAGGCCCAAUUUCGGUCUUUGCAUGGACACCUUCCACGAGGGAACACGGGUGUGGGGUGAUAAUGCGUCUGCGAGCGGGAAGCAGAUGGAUGCAGAUUUGAGAUUGCGAGACUCGCUUGCGCGGUUUGUGCGCGAUUGUCCUGUCGAAAAGAUAUUCUAUGUCCAGCUUUCGGAUGCGGAGAGAUUCGACCCGCCUUACUCGGAGGUGCAUCCCUGGGCGAGGCCUGGGGAGGCGAAGGAGUUUACGUGGUCCAAGCAUGCUAGACCUUUCCCUUUGGAGAAGGAGCUUGGUGGGUAUUUGCCCGUUGCGCAGAUUGCUAGGGCUUGGAUUGUGGAGAAGGGGUUCGGGGGUUGGGUUUCGAUGGAGGUCUUUGAUCGCGCCAUGAGGGAUGGCAGUGUUAGUCCGGAGGUUGCGGCGAGGAGGGGAGUUGAGUCUUGGGGGAAGGUGAAGGCUGAGAUGGGAGAUCGAUCGAGGCUUUGA
This is a messenger RNA of Penicillium salamii, 990 nucleotides long. The record is from the annotation of a GenBank genome assembly. Lineage: Eukaryota; Fungi; Ascomycota; Eurotiomycetes; Eurotiales; Aspergillaceae.